Molecule: messenger RNA, 5003 nt
Organism: Fukomys damarensis (Damara mole-rat)
Lineage: Eukaryota; Metazoa; Chordata; Mammalia; Rodentia; Bathyergidae
Gene: Midn
Product: midnolin
Exons: 6
Coding region: 1919-3145 (408 amino acids)
Cellular component (GO): nucleus
Source: RefSeq, a predicted model, not a curated record
CCCAGCCACGGCUUCCAACCUGCAACUUACUGUAGACCAAUGCCCACCUGGGACCCUGCAGGGCAGCCCCCUGGGGGUACACGCGGUGCCUCCAGACGUGCAGGAGGGCAGUGAGUGCUCGAGAAGGGGAGGGGACUUGUGCCCCACCUUGGUGCCAGCUUGGCCUGGUCACUGGGCUUCCUCUUCCUCCACCCCCCACCUGACCUUGAGGCCUCUCUCUCCCACGGUGGCUGCUGUGGAGGGGGAGGGGGACCCAUCGUUCACAAGCCUGCCUGCCUGUGGGGGGACCUUGGCCCACGCAGAAGGGUGCACUGGGGGGUCUGCUCCCCAGUCCAGCGUGCACCCCACCACCACUGUAGAGCUCCCCCACCCCUCAAAAAAAGCUAGCUUCCUCAAAUUGACCUCUAGAGUUUCUCUUUUUCUAGUUUCUGCUCUGGGUUGGGAGGAGGGGCUGGCCCUGGUGACACUUUUUCCUCCUUCUGUGACCCCAUUGUGAGGGGGUGGGAAGUCACUGCACCACCACCCCUCUUCUUCUUUCUCUGGCCUUUGUUCUCUGCCCCGAAAGUGGGAGGGGGCAAAUUGGAGGGGCGGGGGCACCCAGCCUCAGUGCCGGGGAGGCCGAGACAGGAUGUUAGGAAAAUAUUUAGUAAGCCCUGCCAGCAGGGAGGUUGGGGCUGGCCCUAACCAGGGUUCAUGGUUUUGUCGAAGCCUUUCUUUUCCCUUCUCCUCCCCCUUUUCUCAUUUUCUUGGCUGUGGCUGGGCCUUCCUCAGAUGCGGGCCCUGGCCACCUCCCAGAAGGGUGACACAGGCCUCAGCAAUCUGCCUGUUGCCAGGGUGGGGGAAGCAGGCUGCUGCCCGCCCUGGGAAGGGGUGGGCAGGUUCUUGGGCCUCCCUGGCCAGGCCAGGCCAGGCCGCCACAGGAAACCUGCUUCUCUGGUCAUGGUCAUAAGGUCUCCUUUUCCUCCUGCCCAAGGCAGUCACCCCCUCCCCAGCCGUCCGGUGUGUAACGACCUGCUGUGGCCAGGCAGUCCUGGGGGCUGGGGGAAAAUGGGUGGUCUGUUCUGAGCUGGGUUGUGGGAGAGAGUCUUUGGAUCCUGGUGGGGGGAACAGGUGAUUUCCUGGGGCGAGUGUGAACAGCUCCCUGCGCAGUGGGGGCUGAGGUUGGCAGGGGGGCCCCCUGAGUGUGUUUGGUUCACAUCUUCCCCAGUGCCAGCGUCAGGAGGGGGGUGGGGGUGUGCUGGGCGGAGAGACUGGUCUCCCCAGGGUUGCUUUCCUGCCUGGCACCUAGUCAUGCCCGCCCAUUGGCCCUCCCAAGGGAGGAAGUUGCAGCAUGGGGAGGGGGGGGCUGCUCUCAGUAGCUUCUUCAGCUUCUUCCUGCAAGGGCAUCUCUGAGGUGUGGGGUGCUGUGUAGGCUGGGGCUUGGGAGGGACUGCUCUGAUCACCUCUUUGCUGCUGCCCCCCCCCAUGGCCCCAAACAGAAGGUUACACCAGCCAGCCGCUGCCAGCACAGAGGGGAGGGAGAUCUGGGAGGCGGUCGGUAGGCUCUGAGUCAUCUACUCUGUCACUUCUCAGAAACCUCCACCCCCCCCAUCCCAGCCCCUGGGGAGAACAGGCCCUGGCCACCUCCCCCUGGGGGGGGAGCUCAGUGCAGCCAGGGUCAUAAUACAGCCAAGAACCCGCCCACCAGGCAGGAGGGCAGGUCUGAGGGUUUGUGACUACCAGCUCUUUGAGGCCCCUGGAGACAUGGCCCCCUGGGAUCUGGUCAGGGCCCCUUUUCCAAAGCCAUGUUGCCGCCCCUUGGCCUCUGCCCCGCCCAGGACAGAUAAAUAUUUAUCUUGAGAAAGCAAAGGUUAGGGUGGAAGAAUUUGCCCAGGAAUUUCGCCCACUCAAUGUCUGGGUGAUUUAGCUGGGAGGGGGCAUGAGAUUCCCCCCCCCCACAUUCACAGGCAUAGAGAUGUUGGGGACCCAAAAGAAUCGGGAAAUGGAUGAGCCCCCAGCGGCGCCGGGGCCAGGCCGGGCUGGCGGAGAAGGCUUCCGGAAAUACAGAUUCAUUUUAUUUAAGCAUCCGUGGCACCGACAGGGACCCCAGAGCCCAGAGAGGGGCGGCGAGAGGCCCCAGGUCAGUGACUUCUUGUCCGGCCGCUCACCGUUGACCCUGGCUUUGCGGGUCGGGGACCACAUGAUGUUCGUGCAGCUGCAGCUCGCUGCCCAGCACGCCCCACUACAGCACCGCCACGUACUGGCUGCUGCAGCUGCUGCGGCCACUGCCACCCGAGGAGACGCCAGCAUAACCACUCCCAUGUCCUCACCCUGCCGGCCGGUGUCCAGUGCCGCCCGUGUCCCCCCAGUACCCACCAGCCCUUCUCCUGCAUCUGCCUCACCUGUCACAGCUGGCUCCUUCCGAUCCCACGCAGCCUCCUCCGCCUGCCCGGAGCAGAUGGAUUGCUCCCCACCUGCCAGCAGCAGCGUCAGCCCCGGAACCAGCACCCCUUCUACCCCCGGGGGCAGCCCUAGUCCCCGCUCCCGCAAACCCGGCGCUGUCAUCGAGAGCUUCGUAAACCAUGCCCCGGGGGUCUUCUCAGGGACCUUCUCUGGCACGCUGCACCCAAACUGUCAGGACAGUAGUGGGCGGCCGCGCCGCGACAUUGGCACGAUCCUCCAGAUCCUCAAUGACCUCCUGAGCGCCACAAGGCACUACCAGGGCAUGCCCCCCUCUCUGACCCAGCUCCGCUGCCACGCCCAGUGCUCACCUGCCUCGCCAGCCCCUGACCUCACCCCAAAAACUACCUCCUGCGAGAAGCUGGCGGCUGCGCCCCCAGCCUCCCUGCUGCAAGGCCAGAGCCAGAUACGCAUGUGCAAGCCCCCUGGGGACCGGCUUCGUCAGACAGAGAACCGGGCCACGCGCUGCAAGGUAGAGCGACUUCAGCUCUUACUGCAGCAGAAACGCCUGCGCAGGAAGGCCCGGCGGGACGCCCGUGGCCCUUACCACUGGCCACCCAGCCGCAAGGCUGGCCGCAGCGACAGCAGUAGUAGUGGGGGAGGCAGCAGCCCCAGUGAGGCCUCCGGCCUGGGCCUCGACUUCGAGGACUCAGUUUGGAAGCCAGAAGUGAACCCUGACCUCCAGUCCGAGUUCGUGGUGGCUUAGGAUCCGGCACACUCUCGCCCCUGCUCAAGCUUCGGCCCAGGGUGGACACGCACCGAGCUGGGUCGCCACCACUGCCACCAAGACAUCGCACACGGCCUGGUGCCACGGCCCAGCUCUGGAGGGCAGUGGUCACCUCCCUCCUGACCCACCCACCAGCCUUUUUUUUUUUCUUUUUUUUUUUUUUUUAAUAUCGUGGUGGUACCUCCUGCGUCCCUCUCCCACCUCUUCGUCUCUGCUGGCGAUGCUGGGUCCUUCCCUCCCACCUUCCCCAGCUCCAAUAUGUAGCAGGCUGUCCAGAUGGCAGGCAGGAGGAGGAAGGAGGCCAGGAAGCCGCCUCUGCCCCUCUUCCGCUCUGCCCUCACCCCUCCCGCCCUCCGCCUCCCCCCAUCCCAUUCAGGUUUUAAGUCAAAAAUGUAGACGCCUCAUUAUGCACUUUACAGAUGAGGGGAUGGGGCUGUGGAGAGAAGACUCCAUCCCACCCCCCUACUGCAGGCUCUGGCCUCCACCCCGGGCCAGCAGGACCCGCCUGUCACCGGGAGUGAAGCCACAGGAGGGGACUGUUUUCCACAUCUGUCCUUUUCUUGGUCUUUUUUUUUUUUUUUUUUUUUUCCUUCCUCCAUGUGAAGCCGUGUUCAGUCCGGCCCAGGCUGUGGUGAGGGGGGCUGUCUUGGGCUAAGGCAAGGGGCCUGGAGACCUUUUCCUGCCAAAAAUGGAAACGGGGACCAGCCCGCGCCCACCCUCUCCAGUCAGCCGGCCACAAGUGUGCCGUUGUCCUCCGCGCCCUCUGCCCCCCCCACACACCCCAUUUCCCUGACCUCUUGCCUGAGUUUGGGGACUAUUUAUAGACUUAACUUUCUGACUGAGCCAAUUUUGGUUGGGAAUGGCUUGAAAACCAGGGAGAGAAAUGGUAGGGGGCUGGGGAGUUGCCCCCCACCUCUUCCUCCUUUCAAGCCCAGCCUGAGGGGUAUGGGGUGUGGACUGUCUGGGGAUUCUCCGGAGCCAGAUGGGGAGGGGGGUGCUGAGCUGUGAACGCCCCACGGGGCUGCUGUGUAGCAUUAAGCCCCCCUGGGGGUCCGCUGCUGGUCUUAUAUAGGACCCUCCCCACGCAGUGCCCAAGCCCUAGGGGGUCUUGGGCCCCAGGGACUGAGGGAGAGACCCCUUACUGGGGCCUUUUCAAUGGGGGUGGAAUUUUUUUCCCCAUUCACUUUUUAUUUUUUUUAAAUGGGAAGUUUGGGCCCUGCCCACCCCCUCCUGUCAGUCUUACCCGGCCCCACCUGUGGUGGCCCCUUCUCCCUUUGUUCUUGUAGGUGAACCCCAAGUCCUUCCUGCCCUCGUCCUGUGUUUAAAGUUAAAUGGUUUCAGAAGUGAACAUCAUGUGUUAACUGUAGUUGUAAAAUUUUUUGUGGAGGGUGGGAGGGUAGGGAGGGGGUCCCAGAUGGUAGAGGUCAAGGAUUUGGUUUUUUAUUUUUUAUUUUUUGUUUGUUUUUUUGGAUUUUUUUUUCCAAAAAAAAAAAAAAAGAAAAUAAGGGGGGGGCAUUUGUUUUUUUUUUUUUUUGAAGAACCGUCUUGUAUACCUAUUUAAAUGUGUGUUCUGUUCUGUUUUUUAACGAUUUUUAAAUAACAAUAACGCCUGUGCCUCCGCGGGUCUGAGGGUGGAGGCCCCAGACUGAACCAGCCGGAAGGUCUGUGCCCUCCCUCUCAGGGCCCCCCAAGAAAGCAUUACAAACUGCCCUCAGGGGUCAGGCUGUGGGGGUCCUGGCACCGCGCGAGUAUACUGUAUGAAAAUUGAAAAAAAAAAAGCCCUACACACAUCUUGAUUUCCAGUAAUAAACAAAAUAAAACACAAGUUGUAUGUAGC